Messenger RNA from Chrysochloris asiatica (Cape golden mole), 7008 nucleotides. It is a transcript of the gene CACNA1H, whose product is annotated as calcium channel, voltage-dependent, T type, alpha 1H subunit. Gene Ontology annotation, biological process: membrane depolarization during action potential; positive regulation of calcium ion-dependent exocytosis; sodium ion transmembrane transport. Lineage: Eukaryota; Metazoa; Chordata; Mammalia; Afrosoricida; Chrysochloridae. Bases 1 to 7008 code for a protein of 2335 amino acids. Gene Ontology annotation, cellular component: neuron projection; voltage-gated sodium channel complex; voltage-gated calcium channel complex. The record is from RefSeq and is a predicted model, not a curated record. The transcript has 35 exons. Gene Ontology annotation, molecular function: low voltage-gated calcium channel activity; voltage-gated sodium channel activity.
AUGACCGAGGGCACGUUGGCGGCAGACGAGGUCCGGGUGCCCCUGGCUGCGCUGCCCCCGGGCCCUGCGGCGGCAGCGGGGUCUUCUCCGGGAAGCCCCGGGGUUCCGGGGCGCGUGGAGGAGCUGGGGUCCGGCCCCGACACGUCGCCCCCCGAGAGCCCAGCAGCCGGGCGCACCGCGGAGCCGGGCGCCGACGAGGAGCAGCCCGUCCCGUACCCGGCGCUGGCGGCCACGGUCUUCUUCUGUCUCGGGCAGACCACGCGGCCGCGCAGCUGGUGCCUCCGCCUAGUCUGUAACCCGUGGUUCGAGCACGUCAGUAUGUUGGUCAUCCUGCUCAAUUGCGUGACCCUUGGCAUGUUCCGGCCCUGUGAGGACGUCCAGUGCCGCUCAGAGCGCUGCAACAUCCUCGAGGCCUUUGAUGACUUCAUCUUCGCCUUCUUCGCUGUGGAGAUGAUCAUUAAGAUGAUAGCCCUGGGCCUGUUUGGACAGAAGUGCUAUCUGGGCGACACGUGGAACCGGCUGGAUUUCUUCAUAGUCAUGGCGGGUAUGAUGGAGUACUCUCUGGAUGGGCACAACGUGAGUCUCUCAGCCAUCCGAACGGUGCGCGUGCUGCGGCCGCUCCGCGCCAUCAACCGCGUGCCUAGCAUGCGCAUUCUGGUCACUCUGCUGCUGGAUACACUGCCCAUGCUGGGGAACGUCCUUCUCCUCUGCUUCUUCGUCUUCUUCAUCUUCGGCAUCGUUGGUGUGCAGCUCUGGGCGGGCCUGCUGCGUAACCGCUGCUUCCUGGACAGCGCCUUAGCUAGGAAUGACAACUUGAGCUUCCUGCGGCCAUACUACCAGCCAGAGGAGGGCGAGGAAAACCCUUUCAUCUGCUCUUCGCACCGGGACAACGGGAUGCAGAAGUGUUCCCACAUUCCCAGCCGCCGAGAGCUACGCCGUGAGUGCACGCUGGCAUGGGAGGCUGAAGGCUCGGAGCCAGUCAGCCGCAACGGCUGCAUCAACUGGAACCAGUAUUACAAUGUGUGUCGCUCUGGGGGCGCCAACCCCCACAACGGCGCCAUCAACUUCGACAACAUCGGCUACGCCUGGAUUGCCAUCUUCCAGGUAAUCACACUGGAGGGCUGGGUGGACAUCAUGUACUACGUCAUGGACGCCCACUCCUUCUAUAACUUCAUCUACUUCAUUCUGCUCAUCAUUGUGGGCUCCUUCUUCAUGAUCAACCUGUGCCUGGUGGUGAUCGCCACCCAGUUCUCGGAGACCAAGCAGCGGGAGAACCAGCUGAUGCGAGAGCAGCGGGCCCGUUACCUCAGCAAUGACAGUACACUAGCCAGCUUCUCAGAGCCUGGAAGCUGUUAUGAAGAGCUGCUCAAGUAUGUGGGCCACGUGGUGCGCAAGGUCCGGAGGCGUGGCCUGCGCCUCUACACUCGCUGGCAGAGCCGCUGGCGUCAGCACGUGGACCCCGAUGCAGCAGUCCCCGGCCAGGAUUCUGGCCGGCGGCGGGGUCGGACUGGCCGGCGCAUGGCCUCCAUCCACCACCUGGUCUAUCACCAUCACCACCACCACCACCACCACUACCACUUCAGCCACACCAGCCCACGCCGGCCAGGCAACCGUGACUGUAGGCUCGUGCGUGCCAGUGUCAGCGCCCCGCCCCCACCCACGCCCGCUCCCGGGCCGCCCGACGCCGUGCACAGUGUCUACCACGCCGACUGCCACGUGGAGGGGCCGCAGGAGCGGGCCCAGGCAACCCACGCCGCGGCCACUGCUGCUGCUGGCCUCAAGUUGGCUGCGGGUCUGGGAGCCAUGAACUAUCCCACCAUCCUGCCCUCCGUGGACAGCAACAAGGGCAGCACCAACCCGGGGCCCAAGGGGCUGCUGGGCAGCGGGGUGCACAGCCCCACGGGCCUGGGUGUCCCUGAUCCCUAUGAGAAGAUCCAGCACUUGGUCGGGGAGCAUGGCCUGGGCCGGACCCCCAACCGCCUGUCGGGUCUGAGCGUGCCCUGCCCACUGCCCAGCCCCCGGGCAGGCACGCUGACCUGUGAGCUCAAGAGCUGCCCCUACUGCACCAGUGCCUUCAACAACCCCGAGCUGGAGCUCAGCGGUUCUGAGAGCGGAGACUCAGACAGCAACGGCGUCUACGAGUUCACACAAGACGUGCGACGUAGUGACCGCCGAGACCCCCUGCAGACACCUACCACUGAAACACCAGGCCAGGAAGGUGGCUCACCGCAGCAGCGGGCACACGGGCAGGCAGCGGGCAAGCUGGGUGGGCCAGGCCGUCUUUGGGCUGCGUUCAGUGGCAAGCUGCGACAUAUUGUGGACAGCAAGUACUUCAACCGCGGCAUCAUGGUGGCCAUCCUGGUCAACACACUGAGCAUGGGCGUCGAGUACCACGAACAGCCCGACGAGCUGACCAGUGCUCUGGAGAUCAGCAACGUGGUCUUCACCAGCCUUUUCGCCUUGGAGAUGCUGCUGAAGUUGCUGGCCUGCGGGCCGCUGGGCUACAUCCGAAACCCGUAUAACAUCUUCGAUGGGGUCAUUGUGGUCAUCAGUGUCUGGGAGAUCAUCGGGCAGGCAGACGGUGGUCUGUCAGUGCUGCGGACCUUCCGGCUGCUGCGGGUGCUGAAGCUGGUGCGCUUUAUGCCAGCGCUGCGGCGGCAACUCGUGGUGCUCAUGAAGACCAUGGACAACGUGGCCACCUUCUGCAUGCUGCUCAUGCUCUUCAUCUUCAUUUUCAGCAUCCUAGGUAUGCACCUUUUUGGCUGUAAGUUCAGUCUGAAGACUGACACAGGGGACACCAUCCCCGACAGGAAGAACUUUGACUCCCUGCUCUGGGCCAUAGUCACCGUGUUCCAGAUCCUCACGCAGGAAGACUGGAAUGUGGUCCUCUACAAUGGCAUGGCGUCCACUUCCUCUUGGGCCGCCCUCUACUUCGUGGCCCUGAUGACCUUUGGCAACUACGUGCUCUUCAACUUGCUGGUGGCCAUUCUGGUGGAGGGUUUCCAGGCAGAGGGCGACGCCAGCAGGUCUGACACAGAAGAAGACAAGACGUCAGCACAGUUGGACGAGGACCUGGACAAGCUCAGAGGCCUGAGGGCAGCAGAGUUGAAGAUGUAUUCGCUGGCGAUGACCCCCAACGGGCACCUGGAGGGCCGGGGCAGCCUGCCCCCUCCCCUCAUCAUGCGUACAGCGGCCACCCCUAUGCCCACUCCCAAGGGGUCCCCCCACCUGGACUCGGCCCCUGGGCUGCUGGAAUCUCGGCGCAGCAGCAGCGGCUCUGUGGACCCCCAGCUGGGAGACCAAAAGUCUCUGUCUAGCCUUCGCAGCUCGCCCUGCGCCCACUGGGGUCCCAACGGCACCUGGAACAGCCGACGCUCCAGCUGGAACAGCCUGGGCCGCGCACCCAGCCUCAAACGCCGGAGCCAGUGUGGUGAACGUGAGUCUCUGCUGUCAGGCGAGGGCCGGGGCAGCACGGAUGAUGAGGCUGAGGACAGCAGGUCUGGCACAGGGACCUCCCCCGGAAGCUGUACCACCCCACCGCAGCGCGCCGAGUCCCUAGACCACCGUAGCACUCUGGACCUCCAGCCCCCGAGACCAGUCGCCCUCCUGCCCACCAAGUUCCAGGACUGCAAUGGGCAGACAAUGGCCCUGCCCAAUGAGUUUUUCCUGCGUAUUGACAGCCACAAAGAGGACCCUGCCGAGUUUGAGGACGACGUGGAAGAUAGCUGCUGCUUCCGACUGCGCGCGGUACUAGGCCGCCAUAAACCCGAGUGGUGCCGCCGCCGCGAGUCCUGGGCGCUCUACGUCUUCUCACCGCAGAACCGCUUCCGAGUCGUCUGCCAGAAGGUCAUCGCCCACAAGAUGUUUGACCACGUGGUGCUGGUCUUCAUCUUCCUCAAUUGCAUCACGAUCGCUCUGGAGCGGCCGGACAUUGACCCUGGCAGUACUGAACGCGUCUUCCUCAGCGUGUCCAACUACAUCUUCACGGCGACCUUCGUGACGGAGAUGAUGGUGAAGGUGGUGGCCCUGGGCCUGGUUUCUGGUGAGCAUGCCUACCUGCAAAGCAGCUGGAACCUACUGGAUGGCCUGCUGGUCCUAGUGUCCCUGGUGGACAUCGUGGUGGCAAUGGCCUCAGCCGGUGGCGCCAAGAUCCUGGGUGUCCUGCGUGUGCUGCGGCUGCUUCGGACACUGCGACCCCUCAGGGUCAUCAGCCGCGCCCCGGGUCUGAAGCUGGUAGUGGAGACCCUCAUCUCGUCCCUCAGGCCCAUCGGGAACAUUGUUCUCAUCUGCUGCGCCUUUUUCAUCAUCUUCGGCAUUCUGGGUGUGCAGCUCUUUAAGGGCAAAUUCUACUACUGUGAAGGCACCGACACCAGGAAUAUUUCUACCAAGGCCGAGUGCCAGGCCGCCCACUACCGCUGGGUGCGACGCAAGUACAACUUUGAUAACCUGGGCCAGGCCCUCAUGUCCCUGUUUGUGCUUUCGUCCAAGGACGGCUGGGUGAACAUCAUGUAUGAUGGGCUGGACGCCGUGGGCAUCGACCAGCAGCCGGUGCGGAACCACAAUCCCUGGAUGUUGCUGUACUUCAUCUCUUUCCUGCUUAUCGUCAGCUUCUUUGUGCUCAACAUGUUUGUGGGCGUCGUGGUGGAGAACUUUCACAAGUGCCGGCAGCACCAGGAGGCUGAGGAGGCGCGGCGGCGGGAGGAGAAGCGGCUGCGACGCCUAGAACGGAGGCGACGGAGCACAUUGCCCAACCCAGAAGCCCAGCGCCGACCCUACUACGCUGACUACUCACCCGCCCGCCGCACUGUUCACUCCCUCUGCACCAGCCACUACCUCGAUCUCUUCAUUACCUUCAUCAUCGGGGUCAACGUCAUCACCAUGUCCAUGGAACACUACGACCAACCCAAGGCCCUGGAUGAAGCCCUCAAGUACUGCAACUACGUGUUCACCAUCGUCUUCGUAGUUGAGGCUGUGCUGAAGCUGGUGGCUUUCGGCUUCAGGCGAUUCUUCAAGGACAGGUGGAACCAGCUGGACGUGGCCAUUGUGCUGCUGUCCAUCAUGGGCAUCACGUUGGAGGAGAUUGAGAUGAACGCUGCCCUGCCCAUCAACCCCACCAUCAUCCGCAUCAUGCGUGUGCUACGCAUCGCCCGGGUGUUGAAGCUGCUCAAGAUGGCCGUGGGCAUGCGGGCACUGCUGGACACAGUGGUUCAAGCCCUGCCCCAGGUAGGGAACCUUGGCCUCCUUUUCAUGCUCCUGUUUUUUAUCUAUGCUGCGCUGGGAGUGGAGCUGUUCGGGAGGCUAGAUUGCAGCGAGGACAACCCCUGCGAGGGUCUGAGCAGACAUGCCACCUUCACCAACUUUGGCAUGGCCUUUCUCACGCUGUUCCGAGUGUCCACAGGUGACAACUGGAACGGGAUCAUGAAGGACACGCUCCGGGAGUGUGUGCGCGAGGACAAGCACUGUUUCAGCUACCUGCCGGUCAUUUCGCCCGUCUAUUUCGUCACCUUCGUGCUGGUCGCGCAGUUCGUGCUGGUCAAUGUGGUGGUGGCCGUGCUCAUGAAGCACCUGGAAGAAAGCAACAAGGAGGCGCGCGAGGACGCGGAGCUAGAUGCAGAGCUGGAAUUGGAGAUGGCCCGCGCGCCCCCAGCCACUACCAAUGAGAGCCCAGGUGCAGAGGCCCUGAACUUGCUGGUGGUGCGCAAGGUGUCGGUGUCCCGCAUGCUCUCGCUGCCCAACGACAGCUACAUGUUCCGGCCUGUGGCCCCGGCCUCCCCGCAGCCUCUGCAGAAGGUGGAGAUGGAGACGUACGCAGGCACCGUUCCCUCUGCCAGCUCACCACCCGGGGAGCCCGGUGCCACCCUCCAGGUCCCUCCAGAGUCACUGCCUCUGAGGAGCCCAGCUACACCUUGCUGUGGGAGGAGCAGCGACACCCUGCGGAGCCCCUCCCCCCAGGCCUUGCCCCACUCCCCCAGCCUCAGCCGACUACUCUGCAGACAGGAGGCCUUCCGUACUGACUCCCUGGAAGGACAAAUCGAAGGCUCUCGCGACAGUACCUUGGGCCCUGGAGAGUCUGGAGAGAAGACUGCAGCCAAGCCAGUAUCUUUGGGGACUUCCCUGCAGACUCCACCCCGAUCCCCAAGGCCUGCCAGUGUGCGAACCCGACGACACACAUUCGGACAGCGCUGCGUGGUCAGCCGACUGCCAGGCGCCGACGAGGCCACAGACCCGGCUGAUGAGGAGGUGCGGCACAUCACCAGCACUGCCCGACCGUGGCCACCGGAGCACCAUAGUCCGGAGGCCUCACCCGCCCCCUCCCCGGCAGCCCGAGGGGGCCUGCGCCACCUCCGAAGUGCUGAUGGCUGGGGCUGUCGGGCAGGACCAGGCAGGGUGGAUGGGCAGAGGCAGCUGGGCUCAGAUCCAGGUGGGGACAGUGGGCGUGAUGAGACCCCGGAGGUUGAAUUGACCCUGGGCGCGCGACGCAAGAAGAAAAUGAGCCCCCCCUGCAUCUCCAUCGACCCUCCUGUGGAGGACGAGGGCGGCGGCCGGCCCCCCACGACUGAGGGAGGCAACACGACCCUGCGGCGGAGAACACCAUCUUGUGAGGCCUUCCCAGGCAUGGCUGCACCCCACAGGGACCCCCUGGAGCCUGUAGAGGGCCCAGGGACUGGGGUGGACCCUGCAAGCAAGGGAGAGCGCUGGGGCCAGACCCUGGCCCGAGCAGAACACCUGACUGUCCCAAACUUUGCCUUUGAGCCACUGGACGUGGGGGCCCCUGGUGGGGGUCCCUUUUUGGACAGUGGUCAGUGUGCAGGCCCAGAACCUUGUGCAUCCUCCUUGGGGACCACGGUGUCUCUGGGACCUCACAAUGUAGAACUGCCUGUGAUUUCCAGUGACCCCCCAGAGAAGGGGCAGGGGGUGCUCCUCAUGGUUCCCCAGAGCCCCUUAAAGAAACAAGGGUCCCCCCCAGUUACCCCGGCUCCUGAUGACAGCCUGGAGGAGCCCGUUUAG